AUGUCCGGCCGCUCGUCCGAGCCGGCCCUCUCCGACCGCGCGCGCACCUCGUCGGGCUCCGCGUCCACGCGCGUGGACCUCUCGCGCCGCCUGACGCGCCAGGUCUACGUCGGCACCAUGGAGGUGUCGCCCGACGCCGUGGGCAUCGACAAGCCGGCGCCGGGCUCGCUCACAGUGGCGGUCAAAGUACGCGCGCUCACGCUCGACUCGGAGCGCAACGGCGGCGGCGGCCUGCGCACGUGGCAGGAGUGGCGCACGGUGCAGCGGCUGCUGUCACUGGAGCGCGAGGCGGCCAACUACGCGGCCUUGAACAGCAGGAACAGCAGCAGCGCGGGCCGCAGCGUGCUCGAAGGCCGGCGCCACAUCGUGCGCUACUACGCCACAAGCGUCGAGAGCGAGUCCUUCCGCCUCAUCAUGGAAUUCUGUCCGGGCGGGGACCUGCUGUCGCACCUCAUCGCGCGAGGCGCGCUCGGACCCAAGCCUGCCAAGGGCGUGCCGCAGCAGGAGGCGCGUCGCUGGGUGCUGCAGCUCGCGCGCGGGUUGCGCUACAUGCACGCGAGCGGCAUCGCGCACCGCGACUUGUGUCCCGAGAACAUCCUCAUCGGCCGGACGGGAGACGUCAAGAUCUGCAACUUCGGCGCCAGCACCACGCGCGCGGCCGAGCUUUCGCGCGACCGCGUGGCCGGCAACCUGCACUACACAGCACCCGAGGCAGUGAGCGGCACCUGGUACGACCCCGUGCGCGCGGACGUGUGGUCGCUGGGCGCCGUGUUCUUCGUGCUGCUCACGGGGUCGCCGCUGCUCACGCUGCCGUUCCCAGAGUGCCGCGGCUUCGAGCUCGUCAAGACCGUCGGGUGUCGCGGGGUGCUCAAGCUCUGGGGGAUGGACAACCAGUUCUCGGCGGCGACCAUGGAUCUGCUCGCGAAAAUGCUCACGGUGGACCCGACCAAGCGCCUCAGCAGCAUGCGCGAAGUUUUGGAUCACCCGGCGAUGCUGGCUACGGCUCACACCGAGCGCAGCCUCAUCGCUGUGUGA
Messenger RNA from Phytophthora sojae, 1035 nucleotides. RefSeq lists its product as hypothetical. Gene Ontology annotation, biological process: protein phosphorylation. The coding region runs from base 1 to 1035 and encodes 344 amino acids. The transcript has a single exon. Gene Ontology annotation, molecular function: protein kinase activity; ATP binding. Lineage: Eukaryota; Oomycota; Peronosporomycetes; Peronosporales; Peronosporaceae. The record is from RefSeq and is a predicted model, not a curated record.